Molecule: messenger RNA, 389 nt
Organism: Diabrotica virgifera virgifera (western corn rootworm)
Lineage: Eukaryota; Metazoa; Arthropoda; Insecta; Coleoptera; Chrysomelidae
Product: alanine and glycine-rich protein-like
Exons: 2
Coding region: 118-330 (70 amino acids)
Source: RefSeq, a predicted model, not a curated record
UGUUUGUCACUUAAUUGAACGCAAUUAAUUUUCUGCAUAUUAUGUAUAUAAAGUCAAAGGUAGCAGCAAUGUGCAUCAGUAUAGUUCUAUACAGUCUACAAAUACUAACAAUCCAAUAUGAAGAAGUUCGCAGUUUUGAUUGCAGUCCUAUUGGUAGCUAUGCAGGUGGCAUCUGGAGUGGCUCAAUUGGGGUCGUCUCAAGGUGGUCAAGGAGGAAUGGGUCAGGGUCCACCAUCUGGUGGUCCACCAUCUGGAGGUAACGGUGGUGGUAGUAGCAGCUCAAUGAACGGCGGAGGUGGCAUGGGCGGUUCUGGAGGAAACCAAGGCUAAUUCUAAUUAAAUGGAUGUAAACAACUGUUAUAAAUGAAUAAUACAUGUUAUUAAUAAUG